Molecule: messenger RNA, 870 nt
Organism: Entrophospora candida
Lineage: Eukaryota; Fungi; Glomeromycota; Glomeromycetes; Entrophosporales; Entrophosporaceae
Source: the annotation of a GenBank genome assembly
AUGUAUGGCAGUAGCGGCGAAGAUGAGAUCGAUCAAUUAGUCUAUUCUGAAAAUGAUGAUUAUAAUGAAGUUUAUAAUGAACAAAAUAAAAGAAAAGAAGAAUUGCCGGUGUCCUCCGAUCUGAAGAAAAAACAAAUUUUACUUCAUCGUCCGCGUAAAAUAAAUGCAAAGCGUCAAAGACGGACGCUAGUAAUUCAACAUCAUCAAGUAGAUCCUAAAUUGGAUUAUGAUCACGAUAAUGAUAAUAAUAAUAAUUCUUCAAAAAUGAUCAUUGAUGAUAACAAUAACCAAAAAGAUGAUGAUGGCGAAGAAGAUGAUGUGGUGGAAGAACAAAAUGAACAUGAUGAGGAUGAUGAUAAUGGCUCUGAAAUUUUAUUACCCUCCAAUAACAACAAUGAUGUCGAUUUCACUGACACGGUAACAUCACCAACUGGUAGUAUAUCAUCAUCAUCAAAUAUAACGUUUGUUACAAAACAAAUUCGUAAAAAACCCUAUAUUCCUCGCCCACCAAACUCCUUCAUUUUAUAUCGUCAACACCAUCACCCUUUAAUAUUAAAUAAAAAUCCUGGUAUAAACAACUCGGAAAUAUCACGAAUAAUCGCCGAUCAUUGGAGAAGGCUAAGUGAUAAAGAGAAAGAUGAAUGGAAACGUAAAGCUGAGGAGGCAAAAGAACGUCAUAUGAAGGCUUGGCCUGAUUACAAGUAUCAACCUAGACGUAGAGUCGUCGGUCCUACUUUUAAAAAGCCGUUAAAAGGUCCUGGUACUCCUGUUGUUGCUGCCAAUGAUCUUUCAAAAUCUGUUGUUAUUAUAGCAGGUGGUUCAAAAGCAUUGGGUAAGAUUAGAAAAAAAGACACUACGCAACAACAAUAA